AUGGGGUUUGAAGGGCAGUGCUUUACAUGGCUUAACAAACGGCAAGGUGUGGCACAUGUGCAAGAGCGGCUUGAUCGUUAUUUUUGCAACCAGGAAUGGCAUAGUUUGUAUCCUUCUUUUAAAGUUAUUAAUGGGGAUUAUAUUCACUCCGAUCACUGCCCUGUUGUGGCUUCUCUUGAAAAUGUGGUUCGGCUCAAGCAACAGGAUAACCAGCGACGAUUUCGAUUUGAAACUCAUUGGCUAAAGGAUGAUGAAUGCCAUGAUAUUGUUGAUCAGACGUGGUUGGCCCCGGACGCUCCUUUGGAUAGUCAAGAUAGUAUUCUUGAUAUUUUUGGGAGGUGUGCUGAUAGGUUGGGGGCUUGGAAUAAGUGUAAGUUUGGGUCGCUUCCUAGAUUGGUGAGAGAAACGCAAAAACAGUUGGAUGGUCUUCUCAGUGUGACUCCUCCGUUGGUGCGAAUGGAUGAGGUAAAAAGGCUUGAAACUAAACUUAAUGAUCUCUUGUCUCGGGAGGAGUGUUAUUGGAAGUUGAGGUCGCGGGCGGAUUGGUUGGCUCUCAGUGAUAGGAACACUAAAUAUUUUCACAAUAAAGCGACGGGGAGGAAGAAAAAGAAUGCUAUUGUGGAGAUGAUGACUGAGGAUGGCCGAAAAUUGAGUCUUGAGGAAGAUAUUGUCAGUGAAAUUGAGCGGUAUUUUGGUACAGUGUUCUCUUCGGCUUCUCCUUCUGUACAACAAGUGGAGAAUGGGAUUACUCAUAUUGAAGGCCGAGUUUCUUCUGAGGAAUGUGAAAUAUUGGUAGCUCCCUUUACAAAUGAUGAUGUGUUGUGUGCGGUUCGGGCUAUUGGUGCUACUAAGGCCCCGGGGCCAGAUGGGUUUCAUGCUAUUUUCUUCCACAAAUUCUGGGGUACGAUUGGUCCUAGGGUCUCUGCUGUUUGUCUUGCUAUUUUGAAUGGACACCAAUCGGUGAGGAAGUUUAAUAAGUCGAAUGUGGUGCUGAUUCCGAAAGUAACUAAUCCUUCUCUCGUCAAGGAGUAUCGGCCUAUUAGUCUCUGUAGUGUCAUGUAUAAGAUUGUGGCGAAGGCUGUGUCUCUAAGGCUGAAAGGUACGUUAUCACCGCUGAUUUCCUCAUUCCAGAGUGCGUUUGUUCCGGGCCGAGCUAUUCAUGAUAAUGUUAUGGUGGGGUUUGAGUUGUUACAUUCUCUUUUUAAGAAGAAUAAUGGAGUCAGGGGAUUUAUGGCGUUGAAGUUGGACAUGAGUAAGGCGUAUGAUAGAGUGGAGUGGAGUUUCUUACGUGCUAUUAUGUGUAAGUUUGGUUUUCCUAGUCGUUGGGUGGAUCUCGUUAUGGAUUGUGUUACUACACCGGAAUACUGUUUCCUUGUGAAUGGAAAGCCUAAGGGGUGUGUGGUGCCUUCGAGGGGGUUGCGGCAAGGGUGCCCACUUUCGCCUUACUUAUUUCUUUUCUGUGCUGAAGCCUUGUCAACUAUGCUUCGGCAAGCUGAGGUUAGUGGGGACUUGAUGGGUUUUCGGUGCUCUCGGUAUGGGCCUCGGGUGUCCCAUCUUUUCUUUGCGGAUGACAGUUUAAUUUUUGGUAGAGCCAAUGGGGGAGAGGCGGAGUCUAUCCAUCGGAUCCUCCAAUGUUAUGAGCAAGCUUCUGGUCAGCAAGUCAAUUUUGAUAAAUCUGCUAUCACAUUCAGUCCGAAUGUAUUACCUGCGGAUCGUACUAGUGUAUUGGGUAUAUUAGGCUUGGGAUCAGUCGCCACUCAUGACAAGUAUUUGGGUUUGCCAACAGUUAUUGGAAGGAAUAAGAAGCGAACUUUUGCAAGUAUCUGCGACAAAGUUCAGAAGCGGGUUAGAGGGUGGAAACGAAGCUUUUUCUCUGCGGGUGGUCGUGAGAUUCUGAUCAAGGCAAUUUUACAGGCAGUUCCAAACUAUUUAAUGAGUAUCUUCCAGCUACCAGUGGCUACUUGUGAUCAGCUUCGGUCCAUUAUUUUACAGUUCUGGUGGGGUACUAAGAAUGAUAAACGGAAGAUUGCUUGGGUGAAAUGGGAGAAUGUUUGCCAACCUAAGUCAAAGGGGGGUUUAGGGUUCAAGGAUCUUCGGCUUUUUAAUCAGGCUAUGGUUGCUAAACAAGUUUGGCGUCUACUUCACUCUCCGAAUUCCUUGGCUGGCCGUGUAUUGAAAUGUAAGUACUUUCCCACUACAUCAAUUUUGGAAGCUAAAGAUCGCCAAGGAUCGUCUCAUUUGUGGUCAAGUUUGAUGUGGGGUUUGGAGUUGUUGCAAUCGGGGUUGAGGAAAGUGGUGGGGGACGGUCAGAGUGUUAAUGCUUUUAGGGAUCCUUGGCUUCCUCGGCCUAGGACGUUUCGGCCUAUCUCGCUGGCUCCUGGUGGUACAGUGAUGGUCAGUGAUUUGAUUGGUGGGCAGGGUUCCUGGGAUGUUGGCUCUUUGUCUCGAUAUUUUAUGCAGGCUGAUAUUGAUAUCAUUCUUGGUAUACCGUUGCGGUAUGGGCCUUGUGCGGAUCGUUGGUGUUGGCAUUACACUUCGAAUGGGUGCUACUCUGUGAAAAGUGGCUAUGCAGUUGCUCUUGAUAUGGUUAGUGAAUCGAAUGGUAGCUCUUCUGGUGACCAAGCCCAUUGGUGGAAUGGGUUGUGGAAUUUGCGGGUGCCGCAAAAGAUCAAAAUAUUUGUGUGGCGAAUGUAUUUCCGGGCUCUCCCGACUAAUUCCCAACUUAUCAAGCGGAAGAUCCCUCUUCAGCCGCUAUGUCACAGAUGUGGUGAGGAGAUGGAGACUUCUGAGCAUGCAUUGGUUUAUUGCUCUUCAUUACGUCAUUUAUGGUUGAAGCUUCAGUUGUGGAAGGUGCUAAGUCGUGGUAGAUCUGCUUCGCUGGCGGAAUUGCUUGUUUACCUUUUUGAGGUCCUUGAUGCGAAUCGGUUUACUCUGUUAGCGAUGGUGUGGUGGUGGUUGUGGUAUGAUCGAAAUUCUGUUCUAUUUGGGAAAACGCAAUCCAGGUUAGAUGUGAUUGAUGUCCUGGCUAAGGAAGCUUUGGAGGAAUUUCAUGGUGUAGGGAUCAGUUGUGGGGGUCGGGUCUUGGGUGCGUCGGACACUGGGGUGGCUCGGUUGGGUUCCGGGGGGGGGGGGGGUUCCUGUGGCUUGGGGCGGCUGAGAAGGGAGGGUGGUGGGGUGGUAAGGCCACGGUGGUGUGUGCCUGGGGUGGGUGAAUUUGUGUUGUCUGUGGAUGCAGCGGUGACUCCGGGUAGGGGCUUUGCGGGAUUUGGGGGUGUUAUCCGCGGUGCUGACGGGGUGGUGUGGGCGUCUUGGGCUGUGGGCGCCGUGGGGGACCUUCAGGUUGCGGUGGCCGAGCUCCUAGCUCUCCGAGUGGGCCUCGUGUGGGCUAAGAGUUUGGGGUUUUCUUUGGUGCGUGUGGAGUCGGAUUCUACUGUGGUGACUUCAUGGGUUAAUUUUCCGGAUAAUAUUCUUAUGUUUAAACCUAUUGUUGAGGAGAUUAUUUCUCUUUUAGCUGCUGUUGGUGGUGGUUCUUGUUGUGCCAUUUCGCGUGAUGCGAAUGGUGUAGCCCACGCACUAGCUAAGUCUGUUACUAGUCCUAUAGGGGUUCAUUUGUGGACUGAUGCUUGUCCUAGAUUCAUUACUGCUCCUGUAACAGCUGAUUUGAUUUGA
Molecule: messenger RNA, 3669 nt
Organism: Cannabis sativa
Lineage: Eukaryota; Viridiplantae; Streptophyta; Magnoliopsida; Rosales; Cannabaceae
Exons: 1
Coding region: 1-3669 (1222 amino acids)
Molecular function (GO): nucleic acid binding; RNA-DNA hybrid ribonuclease activity
Source: RefSeq, a predicted model, not a curated record